AUGCGGUUAUCGGGGUUUGUUUUUGAGGUCGUCGGGCUGGGCGCCCUUGCCCUCCAGCCGUCCCUAGUCGGCGCACAGGGCGAAACCAAGAUUCACGAGGUAGGCCGAUGCGCGAUACGGGGGAAUUGUGGGAAGCAGUCUUUUUUUGGUGGUCAACUUCCCUGUCCGGACAAUGACCUGGCACAUCAGCCGGAGGACUCGGCGCGGCAGAAAUUGGUGAAUUUGUGUGGCUCGAAAUGGAAAGAAGGCCCCGUCUGUUGCCGUGAUGAGCAGGUCGACGCGCUUUCAAGCAAUCUGAAGCUUGCCGAAGGCAUCAUUGCAUCCUGUCCUGCCUGUCGAGAGAACUUUUUCAACACCUUCUGCACCUUUACUUGUUCCCCCGAUCAAUCGCUGUUUAUCAAUGUCACACAAACCGGUGAGAGCAGCUCCGGCAAGACAGUGGUGACCGAGGUGGAUAAUGUCUGGUCGGAAACUUCCCAAAGUGGCUUCUUUGACAGCUGCAAGGAUGUCAAGAAUGGCGCGUCUGGUGGUAAAGCAAUCGACUUUAUUGGUGGAGGUGCCAAGAACUACAAGCAAUUCAUGAAGUUCCUAGGUGACAAGAAGCUACUCGGUAGCCCGUUUCAAAUCAACUAUCUCACGGAGCCCCGGGGCUCUGAUGCUCAAGGCAUGAAGGCGGUGUCAAUCAAACCCAAGGCUUGUAAUGACCCCGACCAGACCUACCGCUGUUCCUGUGUAGACUGUCCCGAGGUGUGCCCCGAGCUACCUGCUGUUGCUAUGCAUGAGGCCUGCCAUGUUGGAUUUCUGCCGUGCCUCUCCUUUGCCGUUAUCAUUGUCUACUCUGCAUUCUUGCUGCUGGUAAUGGGUCUCGCGAGCUAUGUCACUUACAAGGAACGUCGGUUCCGCAAACCUGAACGAGUUCGCCUUCUUCAGGAUCCCUCCCUUAGUGACGAUGAAGACGAAGGGGAGAUUGUGUAUCAUGGGGGCAACGUGGAACAGCUGCAUGGCGAGUACAAGCCAAAUGUCUGGUUGUCAGCGAUGUUCCACCAUAUCGGUGGUGCAUGUGCACGCUUUCCCGGCAUCACAAUUAGCUCGAGCAUCAUUAUUGUGAUGUUAAUGAGCCUGGGUUGGCUGCGAUUUACCGUUGAAACUGAUCCAGUUCGCCUUUGGGUGAGCCCUUCAUCUGCGGCGGCCCAGGAGAAGACAUUCUUUGAUGACAAUUUCGGCCCAUUCUACCGAGCCGAGCAGGUCUUUUUGGUAAAUGAAACGGGUCCAGUCUUGAGUUAUGAGACCUUGUCAUGGUGGUUUGACGUUGAAUCACGCCUAAGUCGCGUGUUCUCGGCAGAGUAUGGCCUAAUCCUGGAUGAUGUUUGUUUCAAGCCCACUGGUGAUGCCUGUGUGGUGCAAUCAUUAACCGGAUAUUUCGGUGGGUCGGUCUUCAAUCUUGACCCCAAUAAUUGGGAAGAUCGACUCGUUCACUGUACCGACUCGCCUGGUGACGUGAGCUGUCUUCCUGCCUUCAAGCAGCCUUUGAAACCGGAAAUGAUUCUUGGCGGUUAUGAGGAGUCUGGCAAUGUCCUGGAUGCUCGGGCUUUGGUUGUAACUUGGGUGGUGAACAAUUUUGCCCAAGGUACUGAAGAGGAAAGAAAGGCCAUUGACUGGGAGAACACCUUUGAGGGCGUGUUUGAGGGCGUUCAGGGCGAAGCCACUGCCCGGGGACUUCGCGUUUCCUUCAACGCCGAGGUCAGCUUGGAACAAGAGCUUAACAAAUCCACUAAUACGGAUGCAAAGAUUGUGGUGAUCAGCUACAUAAUCAUGUUCUUUUAUGCUUCCUUGGCUUUAGGAUCUGUCACUGUCACCUGGAAGUCGCUUCUUACCAACCCCGCGAAUGCUCUGGUCCAAUCUAAGUUUACCCUGGGCAUCGCUGGAAUCUUGAUCGUUUUGAUGUCGGUCUCUGCUUCAGUCGGUUUGUUUUCUGCCGCGGGCGUCAAGGUGACUCUGAUCAUCGCCGAAGUCAUCCCAUUCUUGGUUUUGGCUGUAGGCGUAGACAACAUCUUCUUGAUCGUCCAUGAAUUUGAGCGAGUCAAUUUCAGUCACUCCAAUGACGAGAUUGAUGAAAGAAUUGCAAUUGCAGUCGGAAGAAUCGGGCCCAGUAUUUUCCUUUCUGCCUUGACCGAGACUGUGGCAUUUGGACUAGGUGCUUUCGUCGGCAUGCCUGCGGUGAAAAACUUUGCGGCAUACGCAGCAGGUGCUGUCUUUGUCAAUGCCAUCCUGCAAGUGACCAUGUUUGUCUCUGUCCUCGCUCUCAACCAGCGACGGGUAGAAAGUCUUCGUGCCGACUGCUUUCCAUGUUUCACGGUGCGAAAAGCGAACUCCAAUGGUCUAUCCCAGGACCAAAUAUAUGAUGAUCAGGAGGCAGAGACUGCCUUGCAGACUUUUAUCCGGCGCGUCUAUGCUCCUUUCAUUCUGGAUAGAAGGGUGAAAGCGGCCGUUGUUAUUAUCUUCCUGGGCCUUCUGACAGCAGGUUUAGCGUUGAUUCCUAAGGUGCCUAUUGGCUUGGACCAGCGAAUUGCGCUCCCGAGCGACUCAUACCUCAUUUCUUAUUUCAAUGACCUUGAUGCAUAUUUCCGCACCGGUCCGCCUGUGUAUUUCGUGACUCGCGGUGUCAACGUGACAGAGCGGAGCCAUCAACAACAGCUUUGUGGACGGUUCACGACAUGUGAGGAAUUUUCUUUGCCAUUUGUGCUGGAGCAAGAGUCCAAGCGUCCGAAUGUUUCUUACAUUUCUGGAUCCGCCGCUAGCUGGAUUGAUGACUUCUUCUACUGGUUAAAUCCCCAACAGGAGUGUUGCCAGGAAGAUGGCAAGAUAUGUUUUGAGGACCGUGUCCCAGGAUGGAACUUGAGUCUCUACGGAAUGCCGACGGGCCCGGAGUUCAUUCAUUAUGCUGGCAAGUGGAUCGACGCUCCUACCGACGCCUCUUGCCCUCUAGGUGGGAAAGCACCCUACAGCUCAGCCCUAGUUAUCGAUGAGGAACAUACCAUGAUAAAUGCUAGUCAUUUCCGGACCAGUCACACCCCCUUGAGGAGCCAGGAUGCCUUUAUUCAAGCAUACGUUUCAGCUCGUCGAAUCGCUGAUGGGCUUUCGAAGGAGCACAACAUUGACAUUUUCCCGUACUCCAAGUUCUACAUUUUCUUUGAUCAGUAUGUUUCUAUCGUCCAACUGACUGGUACCCUUUUGGGAUCGGCUGUCGCCAUCAUCUUUCUCAUCACCUCUGCCAUCCUGGGGUCGGUCGCCACCGGUGCUGUCAUCACUACCACGGUGGUCAUGACUGUGGUAGAUAUUAUUGGCACGAUGGCUAUCGCCGGUGUUUCCCUGAACGCUGUCUCAUUGGUGAACUUGGUUAUCUGUGUUGGUAUCAGCGUGGAGUUCUGCGCCCAUAUUGCACGGGCAUUCAUGUUCCCCUCGCAAACCCUGGUGAAGAAAGCACCAGGCAAGUUCCGUGGCAAGGAUGCUCGUGCCUGGGCUGCAUUGGUCAACGUCGGCGGAACCGUCUUCAGCGGCAUCACUAUCACCAAGCUACUUGGGGUCUGUGUUCUCGCAUUUACCCGGAGCAAGAUCUUCGAGAUCUAUUACUUCCGUGUCUGGUUGGCGUUGGUUGUAUUCGCUGCCACUCAUGCUCUCAUUUUCCUUCCGGUGGCUCUCAGCUAUUUCGGUGGUGGAGGAUAUAUUGAUCGUGCUUUCGGUGGUGGCCUGGAGGGUAACCUUAGCUGGCGCGGCCGCUACGGAUCUCUCGACUCUGAUGAAGAUUAA
This is a messenger RNA of Penicillium odoratum, 3807 nucleotides long. RefSeq names its product sphingolipid transporter NCR1 (gene ncr1). Gene Ontology annotation, molecular function: lipid carrier activity. The transcript has 3 exons. Gene Ontology annotation, cellular component: membrane. NCBI's taxonomy places the organism in Eukaryota, Fungi, Ascomycota, Eurotiomycetes, Eurotiales, Aspergillaceae. The record is from RefSeq and is a predicted model, not a curated record. Bases 1 to 3807 code for a protein of 1268 amino acids.